GCAAGAAGUUCUAAACUAGCACUAACAUUUUUACAAAACAUAUUCUUGGCCUUAUUGACUCUCAUUUUUGAAAAUCGAGAACUUUCUAAAUCUUCUGCCUUCAUUUUAGGUGACAGAAGAAAAUUUAGAUUAGAUUGAGUCCGGAUGAGAUCUUCGAAAUGUUCAAUUUGAACGGCAUUUGUCGGAAGAUUGUACUUUUCUUGAGUAGUUUUUGAUAGCUAAAUUAUCUUAUUAUUUAUCAAGCUAGCCUUCAAAUUUUUCAGCAAAUGAGGAACAUCAGCAAGAAAAUACAACUUUCUGUGGGCAUCCAUCGGAUGUGGACAGCUGUUGCUCACAUCGGUAUGACGACCUGCACUUAUAUUAAACGAUGCCCACAGUGCACGGUUUGCAGUACCCAUGUCAGAUGUAACAGCAGUCACUUGACUCCUGCCAGCAUAAAGACAAGUGCAUGGGUUGCAAUAUCUGGUUUGUGCCCUGGCAAAGUGACAUUUCCGAUGAACUGGUUAGUGGAAACAUCGUGGACUUUUGCAGUAACCUGGAACAUCGAUCAACUUUGCUAUGUAAAGUCUGCGGUGAGCAAAGAGGAUACUGUGCCGAGGAAUUUGGCGAGGAGGUGGAAGGAAAGUGAGAUGGCUCGGGCGAGGAGUUUGUCCAGGAUACUGACGAUGACUUUGGAGAGGGACUGGUAAGGCAGCCGGCACCAGCUUCGCGGUAAGCCCCACUGAGCGGUCCCGCUGCUUACUUCCGACACACUGGAUGAAAAGGGAUGGAACUGCGGUUAUUUUCAAUUUUCGGGAACCAUCUUCGCGUGUUCGCUCCCAAGCGUCUUUAGCGAAAUGUACCUGGAGAUUUGUUGGAAGACAUGAAAUGUUUCGUGGACUGUGGACUCAUAUACUAAUCCACAUAGUAAUAAAAAUCUUGGAUUAGGAUAAUUCAGAGA
This is a messenger RNA of Athalia rosae (coleseed sawfly), 940 nucleotides long. RefSeq lists its product as uncharacterized. The transcript has 4 exons. The record is from RefSeq and is a predicted model, not a curated record. The coding region runs from base 267 to 689 and encodes 140 amino acids. NCBI's taxonomy places the organism in Eukaryota, Metazoa, Arthropoda, Insecta, Hymenoptera, Athaliidae.